AUGGCAUCCUCCCUCAUUUCCAAGCGAUUGCGCUCAACCGACGCCGACAAGGAUGUUGAGCCAAGCUGGAUCCGCCGUCAGGUCACUUGCGGCCUCCAAUUCAUCUCCCGCCGGGCUUGUGUUCACCCAAUUCACACGAUUGUCGUGAUCGCGCUGCUCGCCAGUACGACCUAUGUUGGUCUGCUGGAAGGCAGCUUACUGGAUACCGCGCGGAAUUCGCGCAAUGUCGCGGGUCAAGUGGACACAGAGACCCUUCUCCAGGGGAGCAGGAAUUUGCGACUAGGAGAGUCCACCUCCUGGAAGUGGCAGGCGGAAGACUCCUGGGCCGACGAGACGCAGAUCGAGAAGCCCGCUGUUCACCACCUUGCUCUCACUACCUUCAUUUUCCCGGAUUCCGCCUCCAAGUCCGAGUCGACCGCUCCCCUCGCCGAUGAUGUCCCCAUCCCUAGCAAUGUCUCGGCGCAGUCGGUGCCCCGCACCCCGAAUCUUUUCUCGCCUUUCUCUCACGACUCCGCUCUUGCCUAUGCCGUGCCUUUUGACCAGGUCUCUGAGUUCCUUAGGGCUGUCCAGGAGAUCCCAGACUCCUCAAACGAGGAGGAGGAAGAGGAAUCGAAGAAAUGGAUCAUGCGGGCUGCUCGCGGCGCCACUGGCUCGCGCACUGCCCUCAAGAUCUGGCUGACCGAUGCCUGGAGCUCAUUUGUGGAUCUGAUCAAGCAUGCCGAGACCAUUGACAUCGUGAUCAUGGCUCUUGGCUACAUCUCGAUGCACCUCAGCUUCGUCUCUCUUUUCUUCUCGAUGAGGCGCCUCGGCUCCAAAUUCUGGCUUGCGGCUACUGUGCUCUUCUCCGGCUCCUUCGCUUUCCUGUUUGGUCUUCUGGUGACGACCAAGCUUGGUGUGCCCAUUAACCUGCUUCUGCUCUCGGAAGGCCUUCCGUUCCUGGUUGUGACUAUUGGAUUUGAGAAGCCGAUCAUGUUCACCCGUGCGGUCCUCAAUGCCUCUGUGGAUAACCGCCGCCCUGCUCCUGGUGCGGCUCCGCGGCCCCUCGCGUCGAGCACCCCGGCCUCCAUUCAGGAUUCCAUCUCGGCUGCGAUCAAACAGCAGGGCUUCGAGAUCAUCCAGCACUACUGCAUUGAGAUCGGUCUGUUGGCCAUUGGCGCUGCCUCUGGUGUGCAGGGCGGUCUUCAGCAGUUCUGCUUCCUCGCUGCCUGGAUCCUGUUCUUCGACUGCGUUCUUCUGUUUACCUUCUACACCACCAUUCUCUGCAUCAAGCUCGAGAUCACCCGCAUUAAGCGUCAUGUUGCGCUGCGCAAGGCUCUCGAGGAGGAUGGCAUCACUCACAGCGUGGCUGAAAAUGUUGCUUCUAACAAUGAUUGGCCCAACGUUGGUUCGGAUGGUAACGAGGGUGAUACUAGCAUCUUCGGACGUAAGAUCAAGUCCAGCAGCGUGCGCCGAUUCAAGAUUCUCAUGGUCGGUGGUCUGAUCCUGGUCAAUGUUGUGAACCUGUCUGCUAUUCCCUUCCGCAACACCGGUAACGGUGCGUUGAUCUCGCGCCUCUCCCAUGUCAUGGCUCCUACUCCCAUCGACCCCUUCAAGGUCGCCGAGAAUGGUCUGGAUUCCAUCUAUGUGACCGCCAAGAGCCAGAAGCAAGAGACUAUGGUGACUAUCAUCCCGCCCGUCAAGUAUAAGCUGGAGUACCCUUCAGUCCACUAUGCCGCGGCCGAGUCUGGUCCGUUCGAGAUUGAGUAUACCGACCAGCUCCUAGAUGCUGUUGGUGGCAAGGUCCUUGAGAGCCUGUUGAAGAGCGUUGAGGACCCCAUUAUCAGCAAAUGGAUUAUCGCUGCUUUGACCCUCAGUAUCAUUCUUAACGGUUAUCUCUUCAAUGCGGCUCGCUGGAGCAUCAAGGAGCCCGAGGCUACUCCUGCUCCUCCCAAGGAGCCUGCCCCCAAGGUUUACCCCCAGUUCGAGCCGAAUGAGCAGGAAUCUACCCGAACAUUCGAGGAGUGCGAACUGAUGCUGAAGGAGAAGAAGGCUCCAUUGAUGACUGAUGAGGAACUGAUCGCUCUGUCGCUCAAGGGAAAGCUUCCUGGCUACGCUCUGGAGAAGACCAUGGAGGAUGAGAACUUGAUGAGCCGUGUGGAUGCUUUCACUCGCGCUGUCAAGAUCCGUCGUGCCGUUAUCUCCCGCACUGGCGCUACUUCUGCUACUACCGGUUCCCUGGAAGCCUCCAAGCUUCCGUACAAACACUACAACUACGGUCUCGUUCACGGCGCUUGCUGUGAGAACGUUAUUGGAUACCUGCCCCUGCCCCUUGGUGUCGCUGGUCCCCUGAAGAUUGACGGUCAGAGCUACUUCAUCCCCAUGGCUACCACCGAGGGUGUUCUUGUUGCCAGUACCAGCCGUGGCUCCAAGGCUAUCAACGCUGGCGGUGGUGCCGUGACUGUCCUCACCGGUGAUGGUAUGACUCGUGGACCUUGCGUAACAUUCCCUACUUUGGCUCGGGCUGCCGCUGCCAAGGUCUGGAUUGAUUCUGAAGAAGGUCGCAGCAUUAUUACCGCUGCCUUCAACUCGACCAGUCGCUUUGCCCGUCUCCAGAACUUGAAGACUGCUCUUGCCGGUACCUAUCUCUACAUUCGCUUCAAGACCACCACUGGUGACGCCAUGGGUAUGAACAUGAUUUCCAAGGGUUGUGAAAAGGCCCUGGAUGUUAUGUCCAAGGAGUGUGGCUUUGAUGACAUGUCGAUCAUCUCGCUCUCCGGUAAUUUCUGUACCGACAAGAAGUCCGCGGCUAUCAACUGGACCGAUGGCCGUGGUAAGUCCGUUGUGGCUGAGGCCAUCAUCCCUGGUGAUGUCGUGAAGAGCGUUCUGAAGAGUGAUGUAAACGCUCUGGUUGAACUCAACGUCAGCAAGAACUUGAUCGGUAGCGCCAUGGCUGGUAGCUUGGGUGGUUUCAACGCCCACGCGUCCAACAUUGUCUCUGCCAUCUUCUUGGCCACCGGCCAGGAUCCCGCCCAGAACGUCGAGAGCAGCAGUUGUAUCACGACUAUGAAGAACAACAAUGGAAACCUCCAGAUCGCCGUCUCGAUGCCCUCCAUUGAGGUCGGUACUAUUGGUGGUGGUACUAUUCUCGAAGCGCAGUCCGCUAUGCUAGAUAUGCUCGGUGUCCGGGGAUCGCACCCUACCACCCCCGGCGAGAACGCCCGCCAGCUGUCCCGCAUCAUUGCCGCCUCCGUGCUGGCUGGUGAACUCAGUUUGUGCGCCGCUCUUGCCGCCGGACAUCUUGUGAAGGCACACAUGGCCCACAACCGCAGCGCCGCUCCCACGCGGUCCUCGACCCCCGUGUCGGCUGCCGUGGGCGCGGCCCGCGGUCUCUCUAUGACCUCGAAAUAA
This is a messenger RNA of Penicillium argentinense, 3387 nucleotides long. RefSeq names its product HMG-CoA reductase (gene hmg1). Bases 1 to 3387 code for a protein of 1128 amino acids. Gene Ontology annotation, biological process: ergosterol biosynthetic process; coenzyme A metabolic process; isoprenoid biosynthetic process. The transcript has 3 exons. Gene Ontology annotation, cellular component: endoplasmic reticulum membrane; peroxisomal membrane. Gene Ontology annotation, molecular function: hydroxymethylglutaryl-CoA reductase (NADPH) activity; protein binding. Lineage: Eukaryota; Fungi; Ascomycota; Eurotiomycetes; Eurotiales; Aspergillaceae. The record is from RefSeq and is a predicted model, not a curated record.